Molecule: messenger RNA, 5324 nt
Organism: Acomys russatus (golden spiny mouse)
Lineage: Eukaryota; Metazoa; Chordata; Mammalia; Rodentia; Muridae
Gene: Msh6
Product: mutS homolog 6
Exons: 10
Coding region: 112-4185 (1357 amino acids)
Biological process (GO): mismatch repair
Cellular component (GO): MutSalpha complex; nucleus
Molecular function (GO): ATP-dependent DNA damage sensor activity; mismatched DNA binding; ATP binding
Source: RefSeq, a predicted model, not a curated record
ACGGGUCGGACGCACCUCCCCCCGACUUUCCCGCCAGCUGCGGCCGCGCGGCGGAUGCGGUGCCUGUAGGUGCUCGGAGCGACUGAGCGGUCAGGCCCUUCUCCCUUCAUCAUGUCGCGACAAAGCACCCUGUACAGCUUCUUCUCCAAGUCCCCGGUGGCCGGUGACACCAACAAGGCCGCGGCCCGGGCCUCACGCGAAGGCGCCGCCGCUGCCUCCGGAGCCUCCGCUUCCCGCGGCGGGGCUGCGGCCUGGAGCGAGGCUGAUGAGCCUGAGUCUCGGCUGGUGUCCGCCUCGUCACCGGAGGCGAAGAAUCUCAACGGAGAGUCGCGGAAGUCGGCUCCGCCGGCCGAACCCGCCAGUUCUUGUGACUUCUCACCAGGUGAUUUGGUUUGGGCUAAGAUGGAAGGUUACCCCUGGUGGCCUUGUCUGGUUUAUAACCAUCCUUUUGAGGGAACAUUCAUCCGGAAGAAAGGGAAAUCAGCUCGUGUUCAUGUUCAGUUUUUUGAUGACAGUCCAACAAGGGGCUGGGUUAACAAAAGGAUGUUAAAGCCUUAUACAGGUUCAAAGUCAAAGGAAGCCCAAAAGGGAGGUCAUUUCUACAGCUCAAAGUCUGAAAUACACAGAGCAAUGCAACGUGCAGACGAAGCCUUAAAUAAAGACAAGGUUAAGAGGCUUGAGUUGGCAGUGUGUGAUGAGCCUUCAGAGCCUGAAGAGGAAGACGAGACAGAGGUGCACCAGGUUUAUGUAUCAGAUAAAAGUGAAGAGGAUGAUGAAAAUGCCAGUGAAGAAGCACAGCCUGAGAUGCAGAGGGCUAGGCGAAGCAGCCGGCAAAUAAAAAAGCGGAGGGUCAUCUCAGAUUCUGAGAGUGACAUUGGUGGCUCUGAUGUGGAAUUCAAGCCAGACACUAAGCAAGAAGGAAGCAGUGAUGAAGUGAGCAGUGGAGCGGGAGACAGUGACAGUGAAGGCCUGGGCGCCUUUGCCAAAGGUGCUCCCAAACGGAAGAGAGCGAUGGCUGCUCACGGUGCACUUAAAAGGAAAAGUUCAAAGAAGGAAACAGCCGCAGCCAAACGAGCAACUCGCAUUUUGUCAGAAACCAAGAGUACCUUGAGUGCGUUCUCAGCCCCUCAGAGUUCUGAAUCCCAAGCCCAUGUCAGUGGAGGAGGUAAUGACAAUAGUGGGCCCACUACUUGGUAUCAUGAAACGUUAGAAUGGCUUAAGCCAGAAAAGAGAAGAGAUGAGCACAGGAGACGACCUGAUCACCCUGAUUUUAAUCCCUCCACCCUGUACGUGCCUGAAGAUUUCCUUAAUUCUUGUACUCCAGGGAUGAGAAAGUGGUGGCAGAUCAAGUCUCAGAACUUUGACCUUGUCAUCUUUUAUAAGGUGGGCAAGUUUUAUGAAUUGUAUCAUAUGGAUGCUAUCAUUGGAGUAAAUGAGCUGGGGCUGAUAUUCAUGAAGGGCAACUGGGCCCAUUCUGGCUUUCCAGAAAUCGCAUUUGGCCGCUUUUCAGACUCCUUGGUGCAGAAGGGCUAUAAAGUAGCACGAGUGGAACAGACUGAGACUCCAGAGAUGAUGGAGGCGCGGUGCCGAAAGCUGGCACACGUGUCUAAGUUUGACAGAGUGGUGAGAAGAGAGAUUUGUAGGAUCAUUACCAAGGGCACACAGACCUAUGGUGUGCUGGAUGGUGACCCUUCUGAAAACUACAGUAGGUAUCUUCUUAGCCUCAAAGAGAAAGAGGAAGACUCUUCUGGUCACACUCGGGUAUAUGGUGUGUGCUUUGUUGACACUUCACUGGGCAAGUUUUUCAUGGGCCAGUUUUCAGAUGACCGCCACUGUUCCAGAUUUAGGACUCUAGUGGCACACUAUCCUCCCGUACAGAUUUUGUUUGAGAAAGGAAAUCUCUCAACAGAAACCAAAACAGUUCUGAAGGGCUCAUUGUCCUCUUGUCUUCAGGAAGGUCUGAUACCAGGCUCCCAAUUUUGGGAUGCCACUAAGACUUUGAGAACACUCCUCGAAGGAGGGUAUUUUGCUGGAAAGCUCAAUGAAGACAGUGGGGUAGUGCUGCCCCAGGUGCUCAAAGGUAUGACCUCGGAGUCCGAUUCUCUUGGGCUAACUCCAGGGGAGGAGAGAGAGUUGGCUCUCUCGGCUCUAGGUGCUUGUGUCUUUUACCUCAAAAAAUGCCUGAUUGAUCAAGAGCUUCUGUCGAUGGCUAAUUUUGAAGAGUAUUUUCCUUUGGAUUCUGACAUGAUCAGUACAGUAAGACCUGGUGCUGUCUUUACUAAAGCCAAUCAGCGAAUGGUGCUAGAUGCAGUGACGUUAAACAACCUGGAGAUUUUCCUGAAUGGGACAAAUGGUUCUACUGAAGGGACUCUGAUAGAGAGACUGGAUACCUGCCAUACCCCCUUUGGCAAGCGGCUCCUCAAACAGUGGCUGUGUGCCCCGCUCUGUAGCCCUUCUGCCAUCAGUGAUCGUUUGGAUGCUGUAGAAGACCUGAUGGCUGUGCCUGACAAAAUCACUGAAAUUGCAGACCUCCUAAAGAAGCUCCCUGAUCUUGAGAGGCUGCUGAGCAAGAUUCAUAAUGUUGGGUCUCCCCUCAAGAGCCAGAACCACCCAGAUAGCAGGGCUAUCAUGUAUGAAGAAACUACAUAUAGCAAAAAAAAGAUCAUUGAUUUUCUAUCUGCUCUAGAAGGAUUCAAAGUAAUGUGUAAAAUUAUAGAGCUUAUGGAGGAUGUCGCCGGUGAUUUUAAGUCUAAAGCCCUUAAGCAGGUUGUUACUCUACAGACUAAAAGUCCUGAGGGCCUAUUUCCUGAUCUGACCUCAGAGCUGAACCGAUGGGAUACAGCCUUUGACCACGAGAGGGCUCGAAGGACUGGACUCAUUACUCCAAAAGCCGGCUUUGACUCAGACUAUGACCAAGCACUUGCUGACAUACGAGAGAAUGAGCAGAGCCUCCUGGAGUACUUAGAGAAGCAGCGCAGUCGGAUCGGCUGUAGGACCAUAGUCUACUGGGGAAUUGGUAGGAACCGUUACCAGUUGGAGAUUCCAGAGAAUUUUGCUACCCGUAAUCUACCUGAAGAAUAUGAGUUGAAAUCUACUAAAAAGGGCUGUAAACGAUACUGGACCAAAACAAUUGAGAAGAAAUUGUCAGAUCUUAUAAAUGCUGAAGAACGAAGGGACAUGUCUCUGAAGGACUGCAUGCGGCGGCUGUUCUAUAACUUUGAUAAAAAUUACAAGGACUGGCAAUCUGCUGUAGAGUGCAUUGCAGUGUUAGAUGUCUUACUGUGCCUGGCUACCUACAGUCAAGGAGGAGAUGGUCCUAUGUGUCGCCCAGUAAUUCUGUUACCAGGAGAAGACACACACCCUUUCUUAGAGCUUAAAGGGUCACGACAUCCCUGCAUUACAAAGACUUUUUUUGGAGAUGAUUUUAUUCCUAAUGAUAUUCUAAUAGGCUGUGAGGAAGAAGCAGAGGAAAAAGGCAAAGCCUAUUGUGUGCUUGUUACUGGACCAAAUAUGGGGGGGAAAUCUACACUCAUAAGACAGGCUGGUCUAUUAGCUGUAAUGGCCCAGAUGGGUUGUUAUGUGCCUGCUGAAAUGUGUAGGCUCACACCAGUUGAUAGAGUGUUUACUAGACUUGGUGCCUCAGAUAGAAUAAUGUCAGGUGAAAGUACAUUUUUUGUUGAAUUGAGCGAAACUGCUAGCAUACUCAGGCAUGCAACUGCACAUUCUUUGGUGCUUGUGGAUGAAUUAGGAAGAGGUACUGCAACUUUUGACGGGACAGCGAUAGCGAAUGCAGUUGUGAAAGAACUUGCUGAAACCAUAAAGUGUCGAACACUGUUUUCUACACACUAUCAUUCCUUAGUAGAAGACUAUUCUAAAAAUGCUUGUGUGCGCCUGGGACAUAUGGCAUGCAUGGUAGAAAAUGAAUGUGAUGAUCCCAGCCAGGAGACGAUUACCUUCCUCUAUAAAUUCAUUAAGGGAGCUUGUCCUAAGAGCUAUGGCUUUAAUGCAGCAAGGCUUGCUAACCUCCCAGAGGAGGUUAUUCAAAAGGGACACAGAAAAGCAAGAGAAUUUGAGAAGAUGAAUCAGUCACUAAGACUAUUUCGGGAAGUUUGUCUGGCUAGUGAAAGGUCAACUAUAGACACUGAAGCUGUCCAUAGGUUGCUGACUUUGAUUAGCGAACUGUAGACUACGUUGGAAACUGAGUUGACUUUUGACAAAGGUGGUAAAUUCAGACAACAUUAUGAUCUAAUAAACUUUAUUUUUUAAAAAUGACCAUUUUUUCCAUUUUCUUUCUAGGAAAUUAAACCCUUUUAAUUCUUAUCUACCUUCUACAUAAUGGUUAUUGAGUACUCCACAAUAUAUUAAGUCUAGAUGUUAUGGUACAUGCAUACACUUUCAGGCUGUUUAUACCCACUGUCACCAAUACACAUAAAUGGGGGAGGGAGCUAUGAAACUGUAUAGGGCCGUAUAUAUACCGGUCUCAGCUUAAUGUAGGAAAUUCCUUUAAUUUCCAGCUGUUUUGUCUAAACUGUUCAAAUAAAAACUAUGAACAGAGUUCAAAUACAGGACUGUUUUGAAGAGACUUUCUAAAGUGUACUUUAAAACAUAGUAGUUUUUACCUUUCACAAAAACUGAGAUACAAGAAUACUUUUGUUUUACAGUGCAUCCCUUCCUAGGAAGUCUCAUUAAAACACUCACUUUUUCUAGGGGUGAUUUUUGAAUGCUGCACAGGAAAGGGAAGGAAAUAAUAAUCUUAACUUUUCUUAAAGGAUACCAGAAACAUUGCUGGAUAUAAUUUAAGAUUAGUGUUUUUCUCUUUCAUAGAAAGAACGUACAUACUGGGACAUGAGUACAGUUACAGCAAGUCUAGGUGUGCUAACAAAACAGGGCACAUUCAAGUACAAUAAGAUUUGCUUGAAAUUAAAAACAAACUACAUGAGAUUAAAGCAUUAAAAUCAUACUCUCAAUCUGAAUACAUGUUAAAAAAAAAUCAAUGCAGAAGUGCUAGCUCACAUUUUUUACCAUAUUACAAAAGCAAUUGGUACCCAUGUCCAUAAAGGCAGCAACAAAGCUGCUUGUCUAUUGAAGAUUACUACUGCAAAUCAGACUGCAUUCAAUGCUAGUUGUAAAAACACCAGCUUUUUCACAAGUUGGUAUCUGUACAAAAUUGCAGCUUAUUUCUUCACUUCUGUCCCUUCAAAAGUCUUUACACAGUAAUGCUAAAAUACCCAGCUUUGAGAUCCUGAGUCAACAUAUUGCCACUUUCUUUUUGGUAGCUUGAGCUUCAUAGUGUCAACUGACCUUGUGUAUCUUUUUUUUUUCUU